This is a messenger RNA of Pipistrellus kuhlii (Kuhl's pipistrelle), 2372 nucleotides long. It is a transcript of the gene RAB33B, whose product is annotated as RAB33B, member RAS oncogene family. The record is from RefSeq and is a predicted model, not a curated record. The transcript is spliced from 2 exons. Gene Ontology annotation, molecular function: GTPase activity; GTP binding. Bases 363 to 1052 code for a protein of 229 amino acids. Gene Ontology annotation, cellular component: Golgi apparatus; endosome. Lineage: Eukaryota; Metazoa; Chordata; Mammalia; Chiroptera; Vespertilionidae. Gene Ontology annotation, biological process: Rab protein signal transduction.
GCACCGCUUCCUCCGAGGGCGGAGGCCUCCAGGGUGCUGGGCCUGGGCCGCCCCGCGUGGCCCUCGGCAGGCUCGCCUUGCGCGCCACGGUCAGGUCCCCGACAGGACUCGAGCUCCCCGGAGGGACGGGCGCCGGCCCGGGGGUCGCUGGGGUGGAGCCGCGGGCCGGGCGGUGGGCGCCUCCCCUGCGCGGCUGGGCGGGGCGGGGCGGGAGGUGUGGUGGCUCCAGCGACGUUGCGCGGCGCCGCCGGCGGGCUGAUCGCGCUCGCAGCUCGCCGGCUUGCUCCGUCGCUCCGGUGGCGUAACUUCCACGCGGGUCUGCGCCGCCUCCCCUCCGCCUCCCCUCGGGGCGGGUCCGGAGAAUGGCUUCGGAGAUGGAGUCGUCGCUGGAGGCGAGCUUCACGGCCAGCGGAGCGCUGACAAGCUCCUCCGCGUUCCUGCCGCCGGCGCGCUCCCGCAUCUUCAAGAUCAUCGUGAUCGGCGACUCCAACGUGGGCAAGACCUGCCUGACUUACCGCUUCUGUGCGGGCCGCUUCCCCGACCGCACCGAGGCCACCAUCGGCGUGGACUUCCGAGAGCGAGCCGUGGAGAUCGACGGGGAGCGCAUCAAGAUCCAGCUGUGGGACACGGCGGGGCAGGAGCGCUUCAGGAAGAGCAUGGUGCAGCACUACUAUCGCAACGUGCACGCCGUGGUCUUCGUGUACGACAUGACCAACAUGGCCAGUUUCCAUAGCCUGCCGUCUUGGAUAGAGGAAUGCAAACAGCAUUUGCUAGCCAAUGACAUACCGCGGAUUCUCGUGGGAAAUAAAUGUGACUUGAGAAGUGCCAUUCAGGUACCUACAGACUUGGCACAAAAAUUUGCUGACACACACAGUAUGCCUUUGUUUGAAACCUCUGCUAAAAACCCCAAUGAUAAUGAUCACGUGGAAGCUAUAUUUAUGACCUUGGCUCAUAAGCUUAAGAGCCACAAACCAUUAAUGCUUAGUCAACCCCCGAAUAACGGAGUUACCCUGAGGCCUGAACCAAAGCCUGCGAUGCCGUGCUGGUGCUGAGUAACCGUCUUUAUGAUGCUGCUGAAUUUUGACUAAAGAAACACUUUGAAAGUAUAGCAGUGAUAGUCGUAAGAUUUACUCUCAAAUGUAAUGGAUCGUCCUGGCACGUCACUGUUUAUCAUCGUCAUGCUCCCUUCUGUCUUUGGUCUUUACGUAAUCGGGAUUGUCACUGUCAGCACAACUAAGACGUUGGUUUUCAGGUGAGGUUGAAAAGGAAGCAAAGGUAGGAUGGUCAGAACAUCUUUCCAUCAGAGCCCCGUGAAGGAGACUCCAGGUGGAGCACCAUGGAGUGUCAGAGUCAGUGACUGUUCAGGCCUGUGUUCCUGAGAUUGAAAAAAGAAAAUAGUAAGGGUUUAUACACACUUCAUGGUGUGUCCUUUGAGAAGUAUUCUCAGUAGGAUCCAAACUUGUAUUUGCCUCUCCCUGGAGUUCUCUUUUUGUAUUAUUAGUGGCUUAAUUGUAUUAUUAUCGUUACAUUUUAGAGCUAGACUUUAGUUCCGGUGGGAGGAGAAGGCAUAGAAUGUUUUCUGGGUCUCAAUUCUUAAACGACUUUCCCAGCAGUGCUAGAUACUUAAUAUUUCUAAUCAAUGCCGAUGAGUUCUAUAGAGAUCAUUGUUAUUUUUAAGAAUAAUUUGAAUUGUUUUCUUACUAAAUUCUAUUAAAUUACACGAAGACAAGUCAAAUUCUAGUGCAAAUGAAGUGACAUAAGGUGCUUUAUAUUUUAUUAUGAAAUAUUUAAACAGUAAAAAAAAAAAGGAAUCGAAAGCAUACGAGGAUCUGUAACUUGGGGGAAUAUAGGUAAAUGUGGUCUGGUUAUCACAGGAGACUUAUUGUAGCUUUUAGUAAUUUUAGGAUGUGUCUCCAGCUCCCUCAUCCCCAAACAGCUUAAUGACUCAAGGCUGAAUUCACAGAUCAUUUUCCGUUUGGAUUGUAGCUCUGAGAAUACACCUCUAAUUGCUAUGAGUGUACAUAUAUUCCUGUAAUAGUAUCUAUUGUGUUACAGUACACCCAUUUUUUAAAUCUUUAAAUUUUAUGGCCACAACAUGCUAUUUCUCCUCAGUAUAAAAAUCAAGUUAGAUAUUGAAAAAAAUCUUGUCUAUCCCUCAGUGGGGGAAAGAACAUUUCAAAAUGUUUUUUACCCUAAAUAGCUUUGCUUUGAAUUUAAGACUUUGCACAUAGAAAAUAGUAAACUUGCAUAUGAAACUUACAUGAAUGGAAUGUAAGCCAUGAACUUUGACUGAAAUGUGCACAUUGACUAAUUCUCAUAGAUUGCUGUUCUUGAUCAUUUUAGAGAAAUCAAGCCAAAAGAUGAUUGUACUU